AUGGAUGUCGAUUUAUUAAUCUCACUUGUAGAAGUUCGUCCAGUAUUGUGGGAUAAAACAUCUAAUAUAUAUAAAGACAGGAUUGAAACAAAAAAUGCCUGGAAAGAAGUGUGUAUGGAAUUGAAUAGUGAUUUCAGUAAUUACGACGAUGAGCAAAAAAAUAAUUUUGGCAAGGAAGUUGUAAAGCGAUGGGUGAAUAUUCGAGAUGCGUUUAAUAAAUCUACGAAAAAAGAAAAAUCACUAAAUAAAUCUGGUGCUGGUGCUUCAGUAAUAAAAAAAUAUGUCUACGCAGAACAGCUGAAAUUUUUAUCAAAAGUAUUUUGUCCACGGUCAACUGAAGAUAGUUUAUCUAUCAACUCGGGUAAUGAAGAUACUGAACCAACUGUUUCAGAAAAUGACAACAGAAACGAAAGUGGGCAAUUUAAAAUACCACCUAGAAAGCAACUUGGAUCUCGUAAAAGAAAGAUGGAUGAGGUUGACAUGAGAAUGUUAAAAGCGUUGGAAGAACCAGAAGAUCGUCAUAUUUCAUUUUUUAAAGGCAUUGUCCCAACUUUGCAUACAUUCACAGAGGAUGAAACGGUAAAUUUCCAGAUGGGUGUACUACAAUUAUUGACCAAUAUUAAGCAGAGACGAUUUCAAACACAAAACCCAUACAUGGAUUUCAAUACUAAUAUUAAUUAUAAUCGCUGUAUUCCUACUCAAAAAAAUAUGCAAAAUUAUGAUCUGCAACUACCCAUAAAUCAAUCAGGAUCAUCUUCUAUUCGCUUCCAAACUACAGAGAAUCGCCCCACACAUACAGACGUUCAUCACCAAUAUAACCAUAUUGACGACAAUCCGUCUUCAGUUGAUAGCAAUACAGACGAGUCAUUCUUAGAUUUAGAUUUUUCAUAA
Molecule: messenger RNA, 891 nt
Organism: Macrosiphum euphorbiae (potato aphid)
Lineage: Eukaryota; Metazoa; Arthropoda; Insecta; Hemiptera; Aphididae
Source: the annotation of a GenBank genome assembly